Molecule: messenger RNA, 336 nt
Organism: Plasmopara halstedii
Lineage: Eukaryota; Oomycota; Peronosporomycetes; Peronosporales; Peronosporaceae
Exons: 2
Coding region: 1-336 (111 amino acids)
Source: RefSeq, a predicted model, not a curated record
AUGUUAAUCUUGAAACAGCUGGGCAUACUCUCAAGUGCGAAGCUCGUUGUGUUGGACCAUCCCGCUAUAACUGACGAUGACGCCACGUUAAUCUGUCUCGGUGGUAGUAUGAGAUCUUUAAGUAAAUAUAGCCCCAUAUAUUCAGAUACUGGUUGUGGCUCUGGUGAGUGCACCAAGCUACAACGUUUCCACAUUAAUGCGGCUCUUUUUGCUCGUCAAAAAAUACAGUUGAGUCACAUGUCAUCUCUGUUUGGCCACACUGAGCCUUCAAAAAAAUUUCAGCGCGCGUCGGUCCAUCCGACAGUCUCAGUCGACCGUCUUGGUGAUGCUUUUUAA